Molecule: messenger RNA, 5765 nt
Organism: Leptidea sinapis
Lineage: Eukaryota; Metazoa; Arthropoda; Insecta; Lepidoptera; Pieridae
Product: post-GPI attachment to proteins factor 2-like
Exons: 6
Coding region: 264-1103 (279 amino acids)
Biological process (GO): GPI anchor biosynthetic process
Cellular component (GO): endoplasmic reticulum membrane; Golgi membrane
Source: RefSeq, a predicted model, not a curated record
AGUACUAAAAUGUCCAACAUAAUAUGUUUUUACACUCUUUUAUCGAAAUUGAAUGUGCACACGUAACGCAAUAAAGAAAAUAAGUACCUACAACAGCCAGUAAAAUUAUUGAUUAAAAUCAAUAAAAGCAUAAAUGCAAUGACCACCUUUCAAGUGCUUCACAAUGGCUUCAUAUUUCAAGCUGAUCGAUACGACUUACUGGACUAAUAAUAAUCAGUUAUAUUAUAAACUUAUUAACCAAAUGUAGAAAGUGGAGGUGAAAGAUGAUAAAUGACAAACAGGAAGUGUCGACGCAAAGCUGUUUAAUCGAACCCGCUGAAGACAGUAAUGUAAAUAGUAGUUCAAUUGUAAGCGUGGAGUACAAGGGUGUCUUGUGGACAUGUGCGCUCAGGAGAAUGUGUUUAACUGCUCUGUGGCUUCCGCUAGGUGCAUUAAUAUUUUGCUACGUAACCGCAACGAUGUUCCAGUCAGAUGACAUUCAUGAAACACACUGUAGGGUUUACAACGUAGUGCCAUCAAUAAGUGCAAUUACCGGGAUAAGUCCACAACGUUACGUGUGGAGGAUUUGCAUCGCCUAUCACCUAGGACCAAGACUUUUGAUAGGAUCUCUCUACUAUAAUUAUCAUAAGGAACGCACAUUGCAGAUAAAGGAUGGCGAGGUUCGCAAGUUGGCUACAAAAUUAGGAGAAGCUUGUUAUUGGUUAAAUUUUAUCGAGUUAUUCGCUCUAAGUGGAGUUACUUACGUUUCAAAUAGAGAAAAUUACUUUGUUCACGAGAAGAUUUUCAUAAUAUUUAUGAUAGCUGCGUUGCUACACAUGCUGUGCCGGGCCCGAGUGGGCUGUAUCGCAACUGACGUCGUAGAACCAGUAGCCACAAACAAACUGGUCUGGGUGUUAUUCUACGUUGCCAUUACUGCAACUGUAGGUCUUAUUAUCUCUUUCCUUAGGCAUCGAUUGCUCUGCAGACCUCUAGCUUUCACCUGGUUCUCGGUUUGCGAGUACAUUCUGGCAACAACAAACAUGGCCUUCCAUGCUCUAAUAGUACGUGACCUUCCAUUGCACCAGGUUGUAGUGACCAGCUCCGAACGUCAUAAAGCCAACUAAUUUUAUAUGUUAUGUUUGGUAUUAUUUCUCCAGUAUUUUGUACACCUCAAUAAAUAAAUGAAGGGUAGAGUAAAUGUAUGAAGCAUAAUGUAUGGUAGUAAAGUCAAAGUUACUUUAUUCCAUUCAUAGGCGAUAUUAUGUGUAUGAUUCAUUUUACGUAUCAAAACUAACUUUUAAUAUACUUUAUAACGAUUACUAAGAUGCGAGUGUGUGUGUACAAUAUUAAUUAUAGGUUUCGAAUUCGUUUUACGAAUAUAAUACAACUUUUAACUUUAAGGAUUGAUCUCCCCUGCGCUCCAACUAGAUACCGCAUGCUUUGUCGCAAAGUGCGGCAAAUAAUACAAGCGUCCAAGUGGGCGUACUUAAGCCAGUCUCGACGACGACAUGGGUACCUUUAAAAAAGCGCAUUGGUAGUUAGUUAGGAUAUCAUCCCCACCAUUAGGAUCCGUUCCAACCAGCGGUCCUCUACAGUGCGGUUUUCAAGAAACUUUCUUCCACGUACUAGAAUGUUGUGGAAUGAACUUCCUUGUGCGGUGUUUCCGGGACGAUACGACAUAGGUCCCUUAAAAAAAAGCGCGAACACCUUCCUUAAAACCCGGCAACGCUGCUGUGAUUCCUCUGGAGUUGCAAGAGAAUGUGGGCGGCGGUGAUCACUUAACAUCAGGUGACCCAUACGCUCGUUUGUCCCCCUUUAACAUAAAAAAAGUCUCAAACAAUGUGUGACGUUGACGUGCCACAUGUUCUGUUAAACUUUGCUUAUAAUUGAAACUAAAAUUGGGUACUAAAACUUUGUAGAAAUAAUACUACAAGAAAUAAGAAAGACACUGGAAUCACAUAUCAUCAAUAAGUAUUUUGUACCUAUUUUAGUAAUUUCAAUGUAAAAUAACACGAAGCGUAUGUUACAAAAUUUGAAAGAUGACAUCGAGUGUCAAGAUGCCACGCACACAAGCAUCUAAUAGUUGCCGUAAUAAAAAAGCUAUUGUUCUUAGGUAGGGCGGUAUCUAGUUGGAGCGCAGCGGAAAGGAAUCUUGAGUCUAGGUUUAAGGUAUAAAAUUUUAUAUGAACAUAAGUCGUAGAGAAAUUAUGUAAUAUAAUUAUGAUAUUUUUAAUUAUUAAUGAUUUUUUUUUUGGUUUGAACAGAAAUAGGAACAAACCUGCGCAUAAAAUAAGUUCACCCGAUUCGCUACCCUAUUUAAUAUGUUUUGCUUAGGAUUUUUGUUAGCCACUACUCUAUUCACAUUUCAUGUACGGCUUUUUAAUUUUACCCUCCGUAGUACGAAAAAGAUGAGUGAUGAGUUUUAGCUUAGCUAAUUUAUACGUCUAGAUAGAUUCUCUUGCUGUAAGACAACCGCUAAAACAGGCCAGGAAUAUUAGUUUAGUGUGCGUGAAUUUCUCAAAAUGGAUUUUUUUUGAUGAAAAUAAGGUAAGAGACGAGCAGGACGUUCUACUGAUCGUAAUUAAUACGCCCUGCCCAUUAGAAUGCAGUGCCGCUCAAGAUAAUUUAAAAAACCAAAAAUGUUGAGCGGUACUUCAACUGCGCUCGUCGCCUUGAGACAUAAGAUGUCAAGUCCCGUUUGGCCUGUAAUUUCACAAGCUACGGCGCCCUUCCGACCGAAACAUAAUAAUGCUUACACAUAACUGCUUCACGGCAGAAAUAGGCACCGUUGUGGUACCCAUAAUCUAGCGGACAUCCGGUGCAAAGGAGCCUCCCACUAGUUAGUUUGAUGUUUUCACAGCCGUCAUAGUCUGUCUAGACGUAUAAAUGAUCCAAGAGUUUUAGGUUUAAAGAUGUACAUAUUUUAUCCUAGGCUUCUUGUGAAGUAGAACACAAUAUAUUACAAUAUAUUGUGUGUAUUAAUAGUUUCAUAUUUGUAUCUUUUAUUGGGAGUCGGGAUCUGUCACCUAUUCGGUAGGAUACGAAACUUAGUAGACCCUUUGUACAAAUCCCAAAAAGGAACGCGUCCUUGAUGGCUUAGGGCGACAUCUAUGAACAAUAUCAAACAUUAUUCGAUUACAAACCUUAACACCCUUCCUAAGAUAAAUUACAUAAAGGAUUUAUUUAUUUUUAAUAUUUAAGGCAUUAGCUGUAGUUUAUGUUAGUUUUCUUAUGAUGUGAUUGACCUAUUUGACAUCAUGUUGGCAAAUUUUUUUUUUCUUUUUACUUAAUUCACUUGCAUCUUGACAUAGAAGCGACGAAGUAGUGAUAAAAUGAUACUUCCCUGUUUGUUAUUGUAAAUAUUACUUUAUAUUUGUAAUAUAUUUUGUAAUUCAUAACAGCUUUUUAGCAUCGCACAAAUAUUUGUAAUUUGACACACAAUAUUAUGAGAGUAUUAUUAGUAUGUAAGUGAUAAUGUUGGGAAAAAUAUUGUAAAACACUGUACGGUUGAUAUCGAGAUAUUAUAUUUUUAGGACUUUAUGUCCAAAUAGCUCAGUAUGAAUGUAGGUACCUAAUCGGUUCUUCUGUUUAAGAUAUUCGUUUUGAAUUUUUAAAUUACGUAAAUGCAUUAAGCGAAGUUUUUUUGCAUACUUAUGCCACAGAGUAGUGAUGGAUACCUACGUACGUAUUAACUUAUAGUUAUUUAAAUACUUAUUUCAAUUUAAGUAAUGGUAAGUUUACUUUUUUUAUGUUACAAACCUUAGAUAAUUUAUGCGUGUAGAUAGUGUCUCUUGCUGUUAGACAACCGAUGGAAACAGGCCAGGUUUAUUACUUUAGUGUGCGUGACAAGCUACGUCUCACACUCGCGAUUUGUAUGCCACUUUAUGUUAGUAUGCUUGCAUGGCGCAGAGUAGAGGUUAACUAUCAACCUCAAUUAUUUCGACGUUUUCACAGCUGUUACAGUCUAUCUAGACGUACCUAUCAAUAUUUUUUUUACUUUGGUUUCCAUUUCGCUAAAAGCAUCUAUGGCAUAUAUAUAUAUACCUAAGCAUCACCUAUAUAAUUGUUUUUCCAAUGUCAAUUAAGUGAAGAUGUACCUAAAUAGUAAAUACUACGUAAAUAAAAUAUCAAUAUUAUUCAUGCUUCUAUAGUUACUUUGUGUAUUUCUGCGGUCAUGAAUUUGUAUCUAAUAUACCUAUGCGAGUAUUUGAGGCAAAUUUAUAUAAACGACUAUAAAAUCAACUAUUAUAAAUUUUAUUAACAUUCACGUAUUUUAUAAAAUACUCAACUAUAUAAUAAAAAUCACCACCGCAUAUUUUUAAUAACUCUCUUUCCGUUUAAUAUGGAAAUAACAAAACUAAUAUUGUGAAAAUAUAUAUUAAUCCAGUGUAAUUUAGACACUAGUACAAAAUAAUGUUUUUUACAUUUCUGUCGCUGUGUAUGUAGAUAGUAAACACUCCCUCUCAUAAUUUUCUCCUAAUUCCCAAUGAAGUUAUUACAACUUCAAAAAAUUUAUCACUGCCAUCAAACAGAUCACUAUUUAUUAAAUAAUCCCCUAGGUACGUAAAUUACUUUCGAGAUAUUUUUAACCGACUUCAAAAAGGAGGAGGUUCUCAAUUCAAUUGUUUUUUUUUAUUUAUUAUUUUAUUUAGGUAUGUACACCGAUAACUCGGAGAUUUAUGAUCCGUUUUACGUAAUUCUUCUUUAGUUCGAUGCGGAAUAGAUGCCAUUUGGUCCCAUAAAAAUUGUAUAUAGUCUGGCCCAGUAGUUUUCAAUUUUAUGAAUAUUUUUUAUGAAAAAUUUUGUCUACCUGGAUGAAAUUCUUAUGGCUUAUAAUAUUUACUGUUCAGUGUUAUUAUUGGAAAGUUAUUAGAAAUGACAAGGCACGGAUGAGACUUUAGAUAUAAUAUCAGAACACAUUUGGAGAAAUUUAGGCUAUAUGUGCUGACCGUACACAUCUACGGACAAAUGCAAAAACGUCUCCAUAAUAAUAUACUUGUACUACUGGGCCAAAUACAUUAUAGAGCGCUGUACUAGGUAGAUUGAAUAAUACUUAAUUGACACCUUUUUUUAAAAUCAUAAUUCCAUUGUUUUGCAAAUAAUAUUUUAUUAUAGUGCACAAAUAGGUACGAUUUUUCGUAGAUAGGUAAAUCCUUAUGUAAAACAUAGAAUUUAUCGAAAUUAGAACGAUUUGGCCAAAUUAUAUUGUAUAAAUAUAUAACCUACAUUAUUUACAUGAGAUUCUUUCCUAUUUAUAUAAAUCUUGUAAACCAUGAUGAGUCCCUAAAUGUAUUAGAAUAAUAAUGAAAAUUAUUAAUAAUACCUAUAUUUUUAAUAAUUACUACCUAAAUAUUUACCACAACUCGCAAGCCGUACCUAAGUGAUUUCUUGUACUUAUCACAAUAACGAGAAAAACUAUAGGUAUAGUGUAGGUACACGAUUUGAAUUUUAAAUAUCAAGUAUGUCAAGUGAUAAUUUGAUUAAUUAUUAUAUUGAGUACUUAGAUGAUUGUGUAGGCCAAAGAUACCUAGGUAGUACCUACCUACUUGUCGCUGGUGUUUUAGGUAGUAUUUCUGUGAAUAUUAGGUAAUUAGGUACUUAUGAUACAAUAAUUAUUGUAGGUAGCUAAUUUAAACAGAUCAAAGUACCUAUGCUGUACGUGUGUAAGUGAUACCCAAUAAGAGCCCAGUAGUGAAAGAAAUUUAUAAACUUAAUUUAGUUAGCAUUUCCUUAUUUUAGCAAGAGUAAUUAUUCGCUAUUGAAAUAAAAUAUACGUUAAAGUUAUA